Messenger RNA from Heterotrigona itama, 722 nucleotides. Lineage: Eukaryota; Metazoa; Arthropoda; Insecta; Hymenoptera; Apidae. The record is from the annotation of a GenBank genome assembly.
AACGCAAGCUGUUCGUUGGCAUGCUGUCGAAGAAGUUCACGGAGAACGACGUUAGGAACAUGUUCAGCAUUUACGGAACCAUCGAGGAAUGCUCGGUGCUGAGGGACAGCACCGGAAAAAGUAAAGCCUGUGCCUUCGUUACCUUCGCUAGUAAACAAUACGCCAUCAACGCCAUUAAGGUUCUUCAUCACUCGCAAACGAUGGAGGGAUGCUCGUCGCCGCUGGUUGUGAAAUUCGCAGAUACGCAGAAGGAAAAGGACCAGAAAAGGAUGCAACAGCUUCAGACGAAUCUUUGGAAUAUAGCAGGAGUCAACAUGGCGCCGCAUUACCUGACCAACGACACGCCUGCUUUGGCGCCCGCCUCGCUGCAAUUGUUGCAACAACUUCAAGCAACGACGAACGCGGCGACUCCGGUGGCGGCAGGCGCCGGUGCGAGCGCGUUGUCAAGCGUGCAGCACCAAUUGUUGCUGCAGCAACAUCUUGGCCUUGGUGCGGCGACUCCUGCGCACGCGGCAGCCCCCGCUGUGCCCAGCCCUCCAGAGAUCAACCCCGCGAAUCUUCAAGGACUGGCGACCCUCGCGUCCCUCAGCAACACCGCCGGGUCCACCGGAGGCAGCCUCAGUCCUGUGACGUCCCUAGCGCUCAAUUCUCUCACGGGGACACCUCUAAAUGGAUUGCAGGACUCUUUGAGCAACGCUUACUCCAGCUUGCAACAGUACGCA